Messenger RNA from Python bivittatus (Burmese python), 1197 nucleotides. Lineage: Eukaryota; Metazoa; Chordata; Lepidosauria; Squamata; Pythonidae. The record is from RefSeq and is a predicted model, not a curated record.
AUUCUGGUUUAAUGAUUAUCCUUUUUAUAACCUCUGGGCUUAAGUAGCCACUGCGAUUUCCCACUCUCCUGUUUUUUCGCUGUGGGCAUUCUUUACUCUGAAUUUCAAGGAACAGCACCUGGGAAAAAGGGAAGGGAAAGAUCUGUUGGAAGAGUGUGCCAUAAGUGCAAGACCAACCACAUACAGAUAAGGCACUUCUGAUGGUGAAACUGCAAAUAACAUCUUAGAAGAUGGUUUCUGGUAAUCAGCAUAAAAUACAGUGAACAAAAAAAAAUCAUACCAUAAAGCAAAAAACCUUUUGGAGAAGAAUACAUUCAGAAAAACUCAAGGGUGACCACCAUCAGCUCUGCUUGGGGGAAUCAAAGCUUGUGUGCAAGAUUGCUAGUAUUAGCAGGUUUGACAACACCAAGAAAGCCAAUGGAGAGUGUAAGACACAGAGAACCACGUUCAGACCAGGCACUUGAUGAACUACCUGUUACCAGCAAGAAACUCAAAUCCACGAACUUACAGAAAGAGGUGGGUCUGUUCAGUGGAAUCUGUGUCAUUGUCGGAACUGUGAUAGGUUCAGGGAUUUUUAUUUCUCCCAAGACUGUUCUGGCCAAUGUUGGAGCAAUUGGACCUUGCUUGAUUAUCUGGGCAGCCAGUGGGGUGUUGGCCACGUUAGGGGCACUUUGCUUUGCUGAACUUGGCACAAUGAUAACCAAAUCAGGAGCAGAAUAUCCUUAUCUGAUGGAAGCCUUUGGGCCAAUACCUGCCUACUUGUUUUCCUGGUCUAGUCUAAUUGUCAUCAAGCCCAGCGCCUUCGCCAUUAUCUGCCUCAGUUUUGCUGAGUAUGUGUCAGCUCCAUUUUAUCCAGGAUGUGACCCUCCCAUUGCUGUCAUUAAGUGCCUGGCUACAGCAGCCAUUGGUGAGUGUUUGGCCUUAAGGUAGUGGAACCAAGUUAGAGAUGGAAGUGGAGGUAGAGGUGAAGAAAGAAGGGCAGAAGAACUCAACCCAUGUCAUACAGCUGGACAGUUGAUGUACUGCAUGUUAUUUAGAUUGAUUUCCCACCACAGUGAAGAAAAUCUUUGAAAAAAGGCAUAGGCUGGGAGACAUGCUGUAAUUAAGAUGUGCUCCUAAUGUAUGUAAUAAUUUCACCCUUCAGUUCUAUUUACAAUUACAAUUUAGUGGACAAUGUAUUGUCGAAGGCUUUCACGG